AUGGCGCCCGCCCAACCUGAGCUGAAGAAGUAUCUCGACAAGCGGCUCUUUGUCCAGCUCAACGGCAGCCGCAAAGUCAUCGGCGUGCUCCGCGGCUACGAUGUCUUCCUGAACAUCGUGCUGGACGAGGCAGUCGAGGAAAAGGACGGCGGAGAGAAAGUCAGGCUCGGCAUGGUUGUCAUCCGCGGCAACUCCGUAGUCAUGCUCGAAGCUCUCGAGAGGAUCGGCGGCGACGACAGGCAAAACCGAUAA
Molecule: messenger RNA, 252 nt
Organism: Trichoderma citrinoviride
Lineage: Eukaryota; Fungi; Ascomycota; Sordariomycetes; Hypocreales; Hypocreaceae
Product: LSM-domain-containing protein
Exons: 4
Coding region: 1-252 (83 amino acids)
Biological process (GO): mRNA splicing, via spliceosome; spliceosomal snRNP assembly
Cellular component (GO): U2 snRNP; catalytic step 2 spliceosome; P granule
Molecular function (GO): RNA binding
Source: RefSeq, a predicted model, not a curated record